CCGCGAGGCGCGUCACUCGCCCAAUACUUGAACAGACCAGAAGAGCGGGACAGCGAUAAAGUGACGUACCACUCGGCGUGUGCAUGAUUCGACCAUUCAUACAGUCCUCCAAGUAUCCAAGCGUUACAGCCGUCUGUCGCAAGCUCCUCAGUCUGUUGUUCUAAUAAAUGGCUGGUGUUCUAUGUUAUUGAUCGUCACUUGUGCUGCGUAACUCGAUUAUAAAUAGAAAAGUGAGGAAAAGUUUUUCAAACAUGAGUACAGAAAAUAAGCCGGUGCGGUGUAAGGUCCGAGUGUUACAAUGUUUUAUUACGACCAUGGCAUCUGUGGUGCGAUUUUUCUGUAGACUGUACUAUGGGAAUGAAGGAGCGAAAAUUCCAAAGAUAACCCACGACAUCCUGAAGACACCGGCCUUUGAAGUUGCCAGGAAAAUAAGGAAUAAAGAGAUUACCAGUGUGGAAGUUCUAGAAACCUGCAUUAGGAGGAUAAACGAUGUGAACUCAGCCCUCAAUUGCUUCGUAGAGAACCGCUUCGAGCUCGCCCUCAAGGAGGCGAAAGAGGCCGAUGCCCUCGUCGAGAGCGGGACCAAGACUCCCAAGCAAUUGGAGGAGGAGAAACCUCUAUUGGGAGUUCCUUUCACUACAAAAGACUGCAUGGCUGUAAAAGGGCUCCACCACACUUCGGGCGUGGUGCUACGCAAGGACGUGAUCGCUGACCGAACAGCGGACGUCAUCAGGAUCUUACAAGAAAAGGGCGCCAUCAUCAUCGGCCUCACUAAUGUACCUGAACUUUGCAUGUGGUGGGAAUCGCACAACCAUUUAUAUGGUAGAACGAACAAUCCGUACAACACGACGAGGAUAGUAGGUGGGUCUUCAGGAGGAGAGGGCACUAUACAGGCUGCUGCUGGAAGCAUCUUCGGAGUAGGUUCUGAUAUCGGUGGUUCAAUUCGGAUGCCGUCUUUCUUCAACGGUAUCUUUGGACACAAGCCUUCUAGGCACAUAGUCUCCAACGACGGGCAGUUCCCUGAAGCGGAGACGGAGCUUCAUAAUUCUUUCUUAGGUAUUGGCCCAAUGACGCGAUACGCAUCAGACUUAAAACCACUCCUGAAUAUUAUGGCCGGCGAAAACAGCAGCAAAUUGAAACUUAAUGAAGCCGUAGAUGUCAGCAAACUUAAGGUGUACUACCAAUUCAGCAGCAAGGAACCUUUGGUUGAUUCAGUUGACCCAGACAUCAUUGCCGCUAUGAAGAAAUCCGUGGAAUUCUUGAAGGAGAAACAUAAUGUUAACACAGAAGAGAAGAAAAUUCAACUACUAAAAAAAUCUUUGCCAAUAUGGAUGAAUACGAUGAAGAGAACGAAGAAAUACGAGGAAAACAUUAUGGAAAAGAAAGGCGUGUUCGCUAUUAUCGUUGAGAUAUUCAAGAAUAUUUUUGGCUGCUCGGGCAACACUUUAAUUGGGUUAGCCACAGCGCUGUCGGAUCACACAGGAGCGGAAUACGGGGACGCAAAGUACAAAUACCACGUUGAACUGAAAGAUAAAUUGGAAAAGGAGUUCAAAGAAAUGCUUGGCGACGAUGGAGUGUUUUUGUAUCCGACACAUCCCACGCCAGCGCUGUAUCACAACGAGCCUUUGGCACGACCUUUCAAUUUCAGUUACACCGCAAUAAUUAACUGCCUUGGACUGCCUGCUACGAAUAUACCUCUAGGGUUGGGACGCGAAGGUCUUCCGAUUGGUAUUCAGGUAGUCUCAAAUCACAACAACGAUAGAUUCUGCUUUGCUGUCGCCGAAGAACUAGAAAAAGCGUUCGGCGGCUGGGUCGAACCUAUAAAAUCUUAAUUUGCCUCAGAUCUUUUUUUAACAAGUGAUCCUAUUUCAUACAAGUAAUCUAUAUUCUACUACUUAUAUUUUUAUUUAUUUUUCUAAAUGAUGUUUACGGCUUUCGGUGUAAAUCUUAUUUCUUAAAUAAAUGGUGAAUCAAGCAUAAUAAAAUUGGCUUGAAUAAUUUGA
This is a messenger RNA of Ostrinia nubilalis (European corn borer), 2003 nucleotides long. Its product is annotated as fatty-acid amide hydrolase 2-A-like. The record is from RefSeq and is a predicted model, not a curated record. Gene Ontology annotation, cellular component: endomembrane system. Lineage: Eukaryota; Metazoa; Arthropoda; Insecta; Lepidoptera; Crambidae. Bases 252 to 1832 code for a protein of 526 amino acids. The transcript has 6 exons.